AUGAUUAUAAUAUUUUGUAUUGUGAUUGGGUUAUUUUCUUCUAAUUAUUGUAUUAGAGGUAUUGCUAUACCAAUAACAGGGAGUUUUUUAAUUUACGAUUUAUUAUUUUUCAUUUGCAUGUUAGUGUUGAAAUAUGAUUGUAAAAAAUCUAAUGAAAAACAAGUAACUAAACCGGAACGUUUUGUUGAUAGCUUUAUUAAUGAAUUUAAUAAAGUAAUAUUUAAAGAAUUUGAAUAUUUUGAUAAUAUUACGCUUUUAAGUAUCUUUUUAAACAAAUUUGAUUAUAAGUCAGAGAUUCUAUAUUGA
Messenger RNA from Hepatospora eriocheir, 306 nucleotides. The record is from the annotation of a GenBank genome assembly. NCBI's taxonomy places the organism in Eukaryota, Fungi, Microsporidia, Hepatosporidae.